Molecule: messenger RNA, 1287 nt
Organism: Sparassis crispa
Lineage: Eukaryota; Fungi; Basidiomycota; Agaricomycetes; Polyporales; Sparassidaceae
Exons: 1
Coding region: 1-1287 (428 amino acids)
Molecular function (GO): protein binding
Source: RefSeq, a predicted model, not a curated record
AUGCUACCAGUGGAGAUGUGGUUCAGCGUCAUCGACCAACUUCGGGAUGACCCGCAUGCACUCGCCGCCUGCAGUCUGACCUGUCGCUCGUGGCGUACUGUAGCACACCUUCACCUCUUUUACACCGUGUUACUCAAGGACAUCUCGGCAUACAUGCGAUUUUGGAGACUUCUGGAGAGACUUCUGGAGAAAUUUCCAGACAUACCGCCUUACGUCCAUGACCUGACGAUCGCCAUGAGCCCGACCUUAGCCGUCGUUGGAGCGCACACGAGCUUGGAUCCCGUAAUGCCGAGGAUGCUGUUAAAGCUCGACCACGUCGAGGUAUUGACACUGGUGCAUUGGCGGGCGAUCCACAUGUCCGAGGACACAAGGAGCAAUCUGCAGGCGUUCUUCCCUUCGCUUAGGGUCCUGAACCUCGUGGUACGCGAGCGACUUCGUCAGGCUGCUCGCCGUGUGCCCCAGGCUCACCGCCGUGCACUCAGCUCACGUCAGGCUGGACCCCCCUUUCUCGACGGUCCACCUCUGCAGGAUGUCCUCGGUGCGUCUCUCCAUUCUGCGAUGAGGCGGACCAUCGACGCCGUCACAGUGUUCAAUGAUUCCCAACCGGUGAUACCCGCCAAUGGCUGGAUAUUGGAAGAUCCGUUUGAGGUGCGGUUGCGGAGACUCGAGGCGAUGUGGGACUCCGCAGAGUUGGUGACGAUCCUCGGUCUCAGUCUAGGAGACCUGCUGCAGGCCUCCGGGACGGCCCUGGAACACCUUAACCUCGCUAUUCAGUCCACGUUUGUCUCACCAAGGGGCCACCUCACUCUGUCCCACAACCCGAACUUGCGGUCGCUGACUCUGACAGAUGUGAAUGUUCGAGGACGGAGCGCAUCAGACUGGCUUCGGGAGUUCCUCGCACUGAUCCAGCUGACCCACGCGUCGUUGCGCCUGCAGGAGAUAGGCCUGAAUCUCGCCGGUCCUUCUGACGUGCCUCUGCUGCAAGGGUGGAGUCUCUUGGACCGCCAACUCGCGGACCUGGCGAAGGACCGUCGCGAGCUCGUGAUCACUUUCCGCCUGCGGCCUAUGAGACCCCCGUUGGACCUGGACGCCUGGACGCGCGAUACAGCGAAUGAAGUUGUGAAGCGCCUGCCGUACGUCAGAGCUGGGCGCGCCUGGCUCAGGGUAGUGGGCGCUCCGUAUCGGUACGAAAUGUACCCGUUCGAAAUGUACCCGCAGUAUGGGACUGCUUCGUCAUCGGAAGCCGCGACGAAGGAUGAGGAACUGGAGCUCUGGUUUCGUGGUUAG